UUUUAAGUAUCCAGAGUAUAGACAUGAUUUCCACUUUAUUUAAAGGGUUAGGUUCUUCAUUAACCAGAGCUUCUGCUUCUCUCGUUAAGCAACAACCCAUUCAAAACAGUUUACGUCAAGUUCAAACGUCAGCACAAGAAAGCAGCUCAGCACCUAUUGAAAAACUUCGUGAACAGUUACGUUACUAUGCAGUCGCCGAGAUUGCUGGACGACCCUUUUUAAUCACAAAGAAUGACAAGGUUAUUGUCAAUCGUUUAAAGGAUGUCAAGGUGGGCGAUGUGCUCAAGUUGGAUAAAGUGCGUGAAUUAGGAUCCAAGGAUUAUACUUUAAAGGGCUCACCUUAUGUUGCGGAAAACGUAUUCGAUAUCAGUGCCACCGUCAUUGAACAUACCAAGAGCAAAUUGAUUCAAAUCGUCAAGAAGAAGAGAAGAAAGAAUUAUAAGCCUUCAAAACCUUCUGCAUUAAUCCGUUUUACUCGAUUAUCCAACGAUGUUUUGGAUAGUCGCUACUUACAACACUUGAAGAAUAUCGUGUUUGUCUUUGUCUUAUUAAAUUAUUGGUCCAAGGCCUACAACAAGGUGCUGGUGGGUGGUCCUGCCAGAGCCUUCAACGAUUUCAAGACAUAUAUCUUCAAGCUCGUUUUCAAGCAAUUACGCCGUCUUCCUUCUGUGCAAGCGAAAAUUAACGAAGCGUUAGGAAGUACUUUAGCAGAUAUGGAGCACUCCAUGAUGUCAAAAGAAGUUGGUUGCGAUAUCAAUUUAACUUUACCAGCAAAGGGAUUAUCCGAAGAACAAGUAAUGGAAAGUUUACACAAGUUCCAAACGCUGAAAGCAGCCGAUUGGCAGAGUGGAAAAGUAUCAGGCUCAAUUUAUCAUGGAGGAGAACAAUUAACGAGAAUUUUGGGUGAGGCCUAUAGCAUAUUUGCCAUUGCCAAUCCUCUUCAUCCAGAAAUCUUUCCCGGUGUAAGACGUAUGGAAGCAGAAUCUGUUUCAAUGGUCUUGUCCAUGUAUAACGCUCCUGCCACGGGCUGUGGUACCAUGACAAGUGGUGGUACCGAAAGUAUCCUUAUGGCUUGUAAGACAUACCGUGACAUGUACAAAGAUUUGAAGGGUAUUAAUAACCCUGAAAUGGUUGUGCCUGAGACGAUUCAUGCUGCUUUUAUGAAGGCUGCUAAUUACUUCAAGAUCAAACUUGUAACCGUCCCUAUUGAUCCCGUCACUCUCAAGGUCGAUAUUAAGAAAGUGCAAAGAGCUAUUACAAAGAAUACAGUCAUGAUUGCAGGUUCAGCCGUAAACUUUCCUCAUGGUAUCGCUGAUGAUAUUGUCGAAUUAGGCAAACUAGCAAAGAAGUACGACAUUGGAUUGCAUGUUGAUUGUUGUCUUGGUAGUUUCAUCAUGCCUUACUUGGAAAGGGCUGGAUUCCCUACCACUCCCUUUGACUUUAGAGUGGAAGGCGUUACCUCUAUCUCUUGUGAUACCCACAAAUAUGGUUUUGCUGCCAAGGGUUCUUCCAUCAUCAUGUAUCGUAAUCCUACCAUUCGAAAAUAUCAAUACUUUUUGUAUUCCCAAUGGACAGGUGGUAUCUAUGCAUCUCCUAGUAUUGCCGGCUCUCGUCCUGGUGCUUUAAUUGCAGGUUGUUGGUCAGCAUUGAUGCAUAUGGGUGAUGAUGGUUAUCUCGAAACAUGUAAACAAAUUGUUGGUGCUCGCCGUAUUAUGGAAGCUGGUGUUCGAUCCAUUCCACAACUUCAUGUAAAGGGAGAACCUAUUGGACCUGUACUUUCAUUUGGAGCCAACGAACCUCUUAAUAUCUAUGAUGUGGGAGACAAAUUAUCAGCUCGUGGAUGGAACUUGAGUGCACUUCAAAACCCUGCAGCACUCCAUAUCUCCACCACUUUACCUUGGGUGAAAAGUGCCGAUUUAUUUGUGAGCGAUCUUAAGGAAUGUGUACAGGGACUGGUGGAGGAUCCAUCAACCGGUAAUGGAUCCACAGCUGCUAUUUACGGUACCGCUGCUAGUGUGCCUGAUAAAACCAUUAUUGAUGAUGUGGCUGCGGGUUUCUUGGAUCUUUUGUACAAGGCCUAACUUAAUCAUCUUUUUUUUUUUAUGGAAUAAAUCUUUUUUUACCCUUACUUGGUAACGCGCACUG
Mucor mucedo is the source of this 2145-nucleotide messenger RNA. RefSeq names its product sphingosine-1-phosphate lyase. Gene Ontology annotation, cellular component: endoplasmic reticulum; ribosome. The record is from RefSeq and is a predicted model, not a curated record. Bases 24 to 2081 code for a protein of 685 amino acids. Gene Ontology annotation, molecular function: pyridoxal phosphate binding; sphinganine-1-phosphate aldolase activity. The transcript is spliced from 10 exons. Lineage: Eukaryota; Fungi; Mucoromycota; Mucoromycetes; Mucorales; Mucoraceae. Gene Ontology annotation, biological process: carboxylic acid metabolic process; sphingolipid catabolic process.